AGGAUGGACAUAACAAAUGAUUUAUGAGGGUCAUUUCUUGGUACCGACUAAUUAGCAACAUUGUGUUGAAACGGUCAUUUUGCUAAUGUGUUAUUUGAGCUAAUAUAAAUACAAUAGUUUCUGAAUCAACAAAACAUAUUGCAAUUCAAAGCGUCCAAAGAACUAAUAUUCACUUAAACAACUAAAACCUUUCAACUUAUCUAAACAUGCGUGGAUUUCUGGUUUUGUGUUUGGUAGCAUUGUGUUCUGCCUCUCAUCAAGGAUACGAUUAUCCUAGUCAAAACAAUGCCGCUACCAAUGCCGCCUAUGGAGCACAACCGUUGGUUUCAAAACAUUUCUAUCUUCAUUCAGCACCCCAGGAGGAGGGUGUAGAAGUGCAAGAACAUGACAUUGCAGUUGGUACACCGCGCAAAAACUACAAUGUAGUUUUCGUUAAGGCUCCUGCCGAAAAACAACAGAAGAUCAAGGUCCGUGUCACCCCAGCUGUCAAUGAAGAGAAGACCGCCGUCUAUGUUUUGUCGAAGAAAGCUGAUGCUCCCAUUGUUGAAACAUUUGUUCAAGAACCAGUUACAACAACUAGCAAGCCCGAAGUUGCAUUCAUCAAAUAUCGCACCAAUGAAGAAGCCGAACACGCCCAACAUCAUAUCCAAGCUGAAUAUGAUCGUCUGGGUGGUACCACCAGUUUCUCGGAUGAAGGCAUUUCUGCCGUUAAAUCUGUUAUUGGCAUUUUGGAUGGUCUUCAACAAGGCGGUGGCUCUUCUGCUUACUUGCCACCCACAAAGAGGCAUUAAGGUUACAGACUUUUUUGGUUUGUGACUAUAUGUUGUUAUUUUGUU
This is a messenger RNA of Musca domestica (house fly), 836 nucleotides long. RefSeq lists its product as uncharacterized. The transcript has 2 exons. Bases 207 to 791 code for a protein of 194 amino acids. Lineage: Eukaryota; Metazoa; Arthropoda; Insecta; Diptera; Muscidae. The record is from RefSeq and is a predicted model, not a curated record.